AGAUAUCUUCAUAUAUAAUUUGCAUUCUUUCCAAAUUAAAGUACAUUUUAUUUCUCAAAUGGCACCUCAUGGAGAAACUAUUCCCAGUUCCAACAUCAUUCGAACAAAAAACCUAAACAAACCUCCACGUCUCUCAAACGAUAGCCUAAACAGGACAAUGUCCGAUAUCGUCUCGUUCGAUUGGAUGAACAAAGAAGAAACUGUUGAUGAGUCAAAUCUACCUCUAAUAUCCGACGUAGAAAAUGCAAAAUGCGAGUGUUGUGGAAUGAGUGAAGAAUACACUUCUGAAUACAUUAAUCGUGUUCGAAAAAUGUAUUCGGGUAAGUGGAUAUGUGGACUUUGUGCUGAUGCAGUGAAAGAAGAAACACAAAAAAAUGGAGGAAAGAAUGAAGAAGCAUUAAGUAUUCAUAUGAAUGCUUGUAGUAAGUUUAAUAAAUUUGGUAGGGCUUAUCCAGUUCUUUAUCAAGCUGAAGCAAUGAGAGAGAUGUAUAAGAAGAGCACUAAGGGAAUAAUGAGGGCUAAAUCUAUUAGUCCAAGGGACAGAAUUCUUCCAAAUAAGAAGGGUGGGAUUACAAGAACAAAUAGUUGUAUUCCUGCAAUUACUAAAGAUAUGAAUGAUCUUAAUAUUGCAAGUUAGCUAAUAUUAUGGAUAAUUAAGCUUCGGAGGAAACACUUAAUUAUUACCCAAGUGAGGUUUUUUAGGUUUGUUUCCCAAGUUUUUAACCUUUUCUUGAUCAUGUUAUUAGCUUUUUAAAGUACGUGCAAGUUACUGAUCUAUUGUUUAUUCACCCUCACCGGAGUUGUGCUAUAAUAAAAUUAAACUUGUACUGCUAUUGAUCUCAA
Messenger RNA from Nicotiana attenuata, 843 nucleotides. RefSeq lists its product as uncharacterized. The record is from RefSeq and is a predicted model, not a curated record. Bases 59 to 637 code for a protein of 192 amino acids. The transcript has a single exon. Lineage: Eukaryota; Viridiplantae; Streptophyta; Magnoliopsida; Solanales; Solanaceae.